Molecule: messenger RNA, 2012 nt
Organism: Cynara cardunculus var. scolymus (artichoke)
Lineage: Eukaryota; Viridiplantae; Streptophyta; Magnoliopsida; Asterales; Asteraceae
Product: polyphenol oxidase I, chloroplastic-like
Exons: 1
Coding region: 1-1857 (618 amino acids)
Biological process (GO): pigment biosynthetic process
Molecular function (GO): catechol oxidase activity
Source: RefSeq, a predicted model, not a curated record
AUGGCUACUUUUGCCACUCCUACCACCUUCACCGGCCUCCCGGCCACCACCACUAAAAAACUGCCAAAUUCGCCUUUCUUUUCCACCUCCCRCACACGUUCAAAACAAACCCAUCGCACCUUCAAAGUCUCAUGCAACGUCGCCGAUGAGAACGAGAAGCGACUCGAAGCCGAAAAGCCUACUCUUCUUGAAGGCCUUAAUCUGGACCGGAGGAACUUGCUACUAGGGCUCGGCGCCGGUGGCCUUUACAUACCGGCGGCCUUUGCKGCUCCUAUCACGACGCCUGACAUCUCGACGUGCAAGGCCUCAGUCGAGGGUUUCUUUAACCUAAAAGAYCGCAUAAGAACCAAUGCAUGUUGUCCUCCGCUGCCGCUGCCGGGAAUAAAAUCCGUGAAAAAGCAUGUGUUACCUAGAAAUGAAGUGGUCCGGCUAAGACCAGCGGCACAUAGAGUCACUCCCGAGUACCUGGACAAGUACCAGAGAGCCAUGGCAGCCAUGAGGGCUCUCCCAGACGAAGACCCACACAGCUUCGUGCAACAAGCUAAAAUUCAUUGCGCUUACUGCAAUGGUGGUUACUUUCAGGAAGGUUACCCUGAUAAGGAACUGCAGGUUCACAACUGCUGGCUCUUCUUUCCAUUCCAUCGUUGGUACCUGUAUUUCUUCGAGAGAAUACUCGGAAAGUUGAUUAAUGAUCCAACUUUUGGCUUACCCUACUGGAACUGGGACAAUCCCAGUGGCAUGAGUAUGCCGGGAUUCUUUGAAGGGAAAACUCUGCCCAGCAACGAUCCAGCAAUAACUCCACCACUGAACCCUGCCUUUGACGCUUUUCGGAACGUGGAUCAUCUCCCACCAGCCAUCCUCGACAUCGACUACAGUAACACUGCCAGUGCCGAUUUUACUUGCGUACAACAGAUAGGCUCAAACCUGAGUUUAAUGUAUAAGCAGAUGAUCGCCAACUCCCCUAACUCAGAAACCUUCUUUGGUGGGAAGUUCAUAGCUGGAGAUGCUCCUAUUUCUAUAAAGAAUUCUAAAGGGCCAAUAGAGUCCGGUGUUCACACGGCGGCGCACAUAUGGGUUGGUAACCCCAGAAUGCCAAAUAAUGAGGACAUGGGGAACUUCUACUCAUCAGGAUGGGACCCUCUUUUCUACACCCAUCAUGCCAAUGUCGACCGUAUGUGGAAAAUAUGGAAGGACUUGAAGGGACCCGAUUACCCUGACCACACCGAACCUACAGACCCUGAUUGGCUGAACGCAUCAUACGUGUUUUACGACGAGAACAAAGAGCUUGUACGUGUCUACAAUAAAGACUGUGUGCAGAUGGAGAAUCUACUUUACGAAUAUGAACCUUCCCCACUCCCCUGGCUUAGGAGCCGACCAGUUGGACGUAACAAGAAUUCAAAUGUUGCAGCCAAGUCCUCUGGAAAGGUGAAAAAAGUGGAGGAGACCAAGUUCCCGCUGAAACUAGACGGUAUAGUCAAGGUCUUGGUGAAGAGGCCAACCACAAACAGAACCAAAGAGGAUAAGAAGAAAGCCUAUGAGCUAUUGUACGUUAAUGAUAUCAAGUUCGAUGGCGAGAAGUUUGUCAAGUUUGAUGUGUUUGUAAAUGACCUAGACGACGGUACCCCAUGCAGUCCACAGGACAGUGAGUUUGCAGGUAGUUUCUCGCAGGUGGCACAUUUGCGUGGGCACAAAAUGUUGAUGACGAGUGGGGUAAAGUUCGGGUUGAAUGAGCUGUUGGACGACAUAGAAGCCGAGGCUGAUGAAUACAUUUUGUUGACACUGGUACCAAGGGAGGGGUGCCAGGAAGUCACCAUUGGAGAGAUCAAGAUUGCGUUGGUUCCAUCAAGUGCAAAUUGAGGAUGAUCGAUCGGUGCCAACCGACAUUAUCUAAUCGUAUAUCUAUGUUUGUCUGUCUGCAUUUCCUUUCAAUAAUCGUAGACCCUGCAUUGCAUUGUACGGUUACAACUUGUUGUUUCAGUAAUAAUAAUGAGUUCAUUGUCUGUUUGUAUCCU